GUUUAUGAGAACGCAGAAUACACACAAUCCAAGAUUGUUGAUGGGUGGGGAUUGUCUGCUGAAAGCAAAUACUUCAUUCAAUUACGUUUGUGACUGCACUGGUUGGACAUUAGGGACCAAUAUAUUCCAUUUUCGUUCUAGGACUCGUGCCCUGUCAGUGUGUGCACAUAGCCCAAUUGCAUGGGCGUAUCAUUUCUCAUCCUCUAUUGCCUCUGUUCAAUACUCAUUUCUCUAAAAUGAUAUCCAGGUAUUGUUACAUCAGUGAGUAAGUUUACCUCACUCUAGGGUAUUUCAUCCCAUGGUCGGGAUCAUCGUCAGUGUUGCCAGGAUUGUCUAAAUGAUAAUGACUCGAUCAGAACACUUGCAGGUUGAGACACCAUUACCCAAAGGACACUUGGAGGGAAUGAAUACAGGGAAGAAAUCUGUCCUGAUUCUAGUUGUCUGUCUAGAAGGAACACGAUCUGACUUGAUUGCGUGAUCCCCACUCCUGACUUUUUGCUCCUCUCUAAACGAUUGAUCUAUGGUCUAUUGAUCCCUGGCAAAGCACUGGGGGUGUUUUAUGUGAACAUAAUAGAGGCGGGUCUUACAGCUGGUGUUGGUAGCAGUAACUGUAUGGGUGGUCAGUUUUAUUAACCUUCAUUGAAAUUACCCCUUGGUGUGUUCCUCACUUCAAAUAAAUGUUUUCAUAGGCUCGAAGUGUGGACAGAACGUCAUGUUUACGGAAGCUGUGAUCUCUCAGAUAAUGCCUGUGGAAUAAAUUGCCAAAACAUAUCAGUUUUGCUGCAUUGUUUCAGCAUCGAGGAGACUUAUGUCAACAAAACAGACAGGUGUCGUUUGUCACUCGGGCAGGAUUAUUGGAAAAUUAGUUGAAUCACUUAGGUAACGAGAUUGUUAAUGUGAUACUAAUGAGACUGUGACAUGAGGGCACUGGUGGUUUCGGAAAGUGCAAAUCCCCAUUUUCUGCGGCGUGAAUAAGGGUGGAACGUUAUCUCAUUCAGGCCUUGACUAGGUGUGCGAUCUCUUCUCUAAAACCAGCCUGUGGAACAAAUGGUCAUGACAUGUGACUAAUACUGUGAGGUGACAUAUCAACAAAACAGCACUCAAGGAGACAUGUAGAACAAUUAUUGCUAUGAGACAGGUGUGUGUGAUAACAAGCCAUGGAACUAUCUUGUUAUUUUCCAAGGACUACGUCACCAGUGGAUGGUGUGAAAUAUGGAACAUUGGAACAUAGAUUUGACACCAUAAUGCAGAUUUAUUAAGUACACAUAAUAACUGUUAUCAAGGAUUCAUAUGAUUUAUCCACUGGAUUUAUUGUAGGCUUUUAUUUGAAGAGAGCGUCCCACAAGAGAUUAGCUCUAUCUGUGAGGUCUGAAACAGGGAAAUGUAUACUAAGGUAUCACAAGACAGCGAAAACAGAAGACUAGAAAAUAUGUUCAGUGGUAUUGUGUGAAUAGAAUUGACAUCUCAAAAUGAUGCAGCGUCACACAAAGUUGCAGGAGCUAUGCCGCUCAGCGUCAUGGAAGAUACGAAAGAACUCUCUCUCUAUCUUGUCAUUGCCUCGGAGCGGAAGCUCGACAGAGAUUUCCUGUCAGGAAGCAGCCCCGCCUUCCAAGCCUCGUUCUGCAUGGAAUUUUGAUGAUGACACAGAUUCUACAGCCUCAUCAGAAACUGUGACGACCGGCUCCGACGACCCAUCAACAUCACGGACACCACAGUUGUACUACACAACACCUCCACGAGCAAACAUGGUGAAGGGCGCUGAUCAUGAGCGAAGAUUGGAAAGUUCGGGAAGUUUUUACAAAUUAGCCCGCCGUCUAAGUCAAAGGGAUCGGAAGGACCCAGACUCACAUUCCCGACAGCGUUCAGUCAGCCUUGACUGUGGUGAUGGACGAACUAUAAAGAUAUUCACAGCAGAUGACCUAAGCAUGGAUGGCAUGCCGGCUUUAACAGCCUCACCCAGUGCCCCAGCCUUCCUCAGUAAGGGUGGGGCACCGAGCCCCUCCCCCAAUCGGCAACCAAGGUCACUAGUUGUGACGCCAAGAAAGAAGGGGUCCAGCUGUGACCUUGAGAGUUUAUCUCCUGCCAAGAUGGAACGACGGCGCAGUGAAAAGGAUAGACGGUCAUGUUAUGACAUCCAUGGACUGUUUGAUGCUGUGGAACAGCAGGACAUUGAUGUUGUCAGGACUAUAUUGGACACCGGAGGAGUUGAGCUUAACAGUGUCAACAGUGAGGGUUUGACCCCCCUGGACGUGGCCGUCAUGACCAACAACAUCCCCAUGGCUAAAAUGCUCCUCUUCCACGGCGCGAGGGAGAGUCCUAUAUUUCAACAAGGUGACUGUCGCUUGGACAAGCUUGAGGCUCUCAUAGCUGAGGCUGAGAAGAAAGUUGUCGACUUCACUGCUGCUGUUCUCAACAGUUCAUCGGGAAAUGCAAACAUCUCGCCAGCUCAGCAGAAGGAAAAUGAGACUCAACUAAGUCACUGGGAGUUCCGCUAUCGACUUUUGAAGAGAAUGCGCGCAGGGUACGACCAUGCAAGGCCUCCAGAUGCUCCCACCAAUGUUCGUCUCAGUGUCGCCAGCAGUUCCUCGCUACUAGUCAACUUUGGGGAGCCACUGAACCACAAUGGAGCUGUAGUCACCAAGUACAGAGUGGAGUGGAGCAACUCAGAGAACUUCACCACUGUAACAGGGGAGGUAACUGUGGAAGAUGUACGUCAGCUUGAGUUUGAGAUUCAGGGUCUUGUGAAGGGAAGUCAGUACUACGUCCGUGUGUCAGCGUGCAAUAUGAAGGGUUGUGGGACAUCUACCCUCAGCAAUCCACCUUGUGCUGUCCCAUCAAACUGGCGUGAUGUGGAUGGUGUUAGUCCCCGGGUAGACGGCAAAGUGCAAUCUCUACAAAUCCUUUUCCAUCAAGUCAAACAGUCACGACCGUCUGAUGCCUCAGAGCUUAAAGAUUCACGUCACCGGUCAACUGAUUCCCCUCAACAGCGGAAACGAAUUAGCAUCAAGAACCUCUUCAUAUCUGCACCAAAGUUCCAGAAAAGUCUCAAGAGAGGGGUGUACAUGGCCUGUCUCCUGUACAACGAGGACAGAGUGCUGGUCACGUCCGAGGAACAGCUGCCCAUCAUAGAGGUAGACGAGAACUUCUCAGGCACAUCUAUACAGUCUGACCUCUACUGGAUGAUGAAGAUUGCAUGUACAUGGGAUGAUGUGAAAUCUCUGCGUCAUGACAUGGACAAGAGUAACAGUGCAGGGACGGUUCACUUCCGCAGCAAGUUACUACAGGCCGCUUCCACAUUGCAGUCUUCCUUGGGUAUCCAUGAUCUGGGUCAGUUCUACCACAAACCUCUGAAGGAUCCGAAUGGCAGCAUUGUUCUCAUCACCAUCAACCAUAUUCGUGAGACCAAGUUUGUCGCCCUUGGAUCUGGCAAAUGGGUGUCUCUAGGCAAGCUGACUCGAAGACAGUCAUUGGCUGGCAUCGACAUGAAUGAUGCUAACAGUUUACUCCUGAGUACAGUACCGGACAUGAUCCUAUACCACCAGGUGAGCAGCAUCCCCCUCCCACGUGGCUUGUACCUGGGAUACCUCAAGAUCCACGUCUCUGUGGAGAAGCUGCAGGUGCUUGUCCAGCACAAGAUGCCCAACGUCCUGCCACAUGUCAAGGUCAGGGACUGCCCGAAUGUAUCCAGAGAGGAAUGGGAGUAUCUGCAGAGCCUGGGUUCCGAUGAAUCUGUGAUGAAGCCGAGCUCCACCCAGCAAGAGUUCCGCACCAGCAUCAGCAAGGCGUCACGCAGGCUUCUCUCCAUGCUUGGUAUCUCUCCCGAUGUGGACCAUCGUGUUUAUGACUUUGAGGUGAUUGAGCUGUCGCCUCAGGUGUCCUUCAUCCUAGUUCUGCCCCCUGUUGAGGAAGUGUGCAUCGUGCCAGGUCAAACUGAUGACCUCACAGACAAGAAGGACCUCUCUUUCCUUCCUGUGCAGGUGUUUGAGAUGAUCAACUACUACACAUACCAUCCUGAGUUCAUCUCGCGCUACUCACGCUUGUCAUCCAUCAUUGAGAUGGAUGUCAACCUAGCACAGCAGGCUCAUCGAGAGGCAUUCUCCAGUGAUGAGCUGAGCACUGCUCGAGUUCGAGUGGAAAUCAUGGUGCAGCUACAGCAGACGCUGGAGAAGAUCUGGAAGAGUGUACGUUGGGUGAUGGACAUAAUCACUUAUGCACGGGACAAAACGACCCGUGGUGGCAUCCCUCUAGGAGCCAUCUCCCAGUACUGUGACGACAACGAUACUCCAGAACCAGAACGGCGAUCUCGGAUCCCGGACAAUAACAAUUCCUCAUCAGCCUUCUCCUGUGAUUCCAAUGAGAUCAGUGUUGGCAAGGACAAUCGUAAGAUUGCCAAGUUCUAUGACCCAAAUGAAGAUGUUCCAGGACAGUCGAGUGAGAGUGAAGCUGGGUCAUCUAGUCAUGCUCCAUCAUCUGGUGUGCUUCGUGUGUACGCUGCAUAUGAGACAGGACUCUCUAAAGGUGUGAGUGUAAAGCUUCAUGUGACCACCAAGACAUCAGCUCGGGAUGUGAUUAAUCUAGUCGUGAGGCAACUCAACAAAGCCGUCAUUACACGUGGUAUUGAUGGACCUCUCUACACAGAGGAUCAACUAUGUGACUUCUGUUUAGUGGCUGUUAUUGGUGCAAGGGAACGUGUGCUUAGAGAUGACUAUGUCCCAUUGCAGCUUCAGAAUCCCUGGACCAAAGGUCGACUGUAUGUACGUUUACGGAAUAAUGUUCUAGCUGCAAUCCAACAGGGUCAUGCGACAGCCGUGUAAUGUGUUCCAGAGGCCCAAUGUUCUCACUGGAUCUGUUCAGUGUUCAAAUGUUGUGUGUAUACACACAUAGGAUGAGUGUGGGUGCAGGUCACAUUGACCUGGUGUGUACACCCCCUGGUGUGAUCUCAGUGCUCCUUCAUUAAGUGCUACAUGAACAAUGUUGCAUUCUGCACAAUUUGUAUAUAGUCAGUUCUGAAUGUGUUAUGUGACAUAAGACAUGUGUGCAGAGGUGGACAGAUACCAAUUAAAAUAUUUUUAGAAAAUCCAUUUUGUAUUUCUGAAUCAAAAUUUACCUGAAAUGAACGAAACGUUUUACAAUCUGUAUGGUUCUUGGCUUUAUUUCAGUGAUUGCUGCACACGGUAUUCACUCUCCAUGACAAUUUCAUAAAUAGUUAUGAAGUCAAGUAUUGUUCUUUUGUGUUGGCAUAAUUCUGGUCAUGAAUGUUUCUGCUAGAAUACUCAGAGAUAUCAACAGCAUUUAGUAUGCAACUACUGUUAUGUAACGACAAUCAAGCAUGUGGAUGUUUUUCAUCUGAACAAACUGACAUUUUGUGGACAGAAAUGUGCACUUGCAUUGUAUAUAUCUAGAUGUAUUUGUAUAUAUGUUACCACAGAGUGUAGAAAGUCUAAACUAUUUAUACCAAACAAAGAAGAAUGUGAUACAGUGUUUCAUAGCUCAGUGUAAGUGUUUGUAUGUUCUACAAGAAGUGUUUUAAUCAAUACUUUUCUGAAGAGUUAUCUUAACCUUAAGGUUUUGCAUUUUAAAUUUAUGCAAAAACAUUUUGUGUUAAAUAUUGCAAAUUAUGCAAGGUUGUUAAGUUAUUUUAAAAGCUUUUGAAUAUUGUUUUAGGUAUUUAUUUUAACAUUAAGCCAUUCCAGUUAGUCUAGAGUCUACUAGUGAGUAGUUCUGUUAGAUUCACCUGCAAGAAGUGUGUUCAUAUGAGAUGCUCCAAUUUCAAUAGAGCCCAAAAUAUUCCACAGUUAUCUCACAGAACAUCAUUUUUCUCAUUUUGAUAAUUUUACUUAUUGUUCUGUUUUUGGAUUUAAUGAUUUAAAAAAAGAAUAUGUCUCUUAAGUUUGCUUAUUGUUAUACUGGUGGUAUAAAAGUUAAGAGCCAAAAGCCAAAAGUUAUGAACAAAGUUUUGUUUGGAUUUUCUGCAAUGUAGGAAGAAAGAAAAGUGACCCGGUUUGUCAUACUCCUAUGCGAGUAGUCUCCCCUGUGAGAGUGGUCUCCCCUGUGAGCCUGUAUAUUGCCUGCACAACAUGAUGUAUUUAUUGUUGUAGACUGACGUCUUUCAUAUGUCUGUGAUCAUCAUGAUCAGUGUAAUCUGGUCUUCAUUCAUAUUGAUUAUCAUCAAUAAAAAAACAUGAGUCAUAAA
This is a messenger RNA of Haliotis rufescens (red abalone), 6193 nucleotides long. RefSeq names its product ankyrin repeat and fibronectin type-III domain-containing protein 1-like. The transcript has 22 exons. Gene Ontology annotation, biological process: establishment of mitotic spindle orientation; regulation of establishment of bipolar cell polarity; signal transduction. NCBI's taxonomy places the organism in Eukaryota, Metazoa, Mollusca, Gastropoda, Lepetellida, Haliotidae. Gene Ontology annotation, molecular function: protein binding. Bases 1470 to 4814 code for a protein of 1114 amino acids. The record is from RefSeq and is a predicted model, not a curated record. Gene Ontology annotation, cellular component: spindle.